Exophiala xenobiotica is the source of this 1886-nucleotide messenger RNA. RefSeq lists its product as uncharacterized. NCBI's taxonomy places the organism in Eukaryota, Fungi, Ascomycota, Eurotiomycetes, Chaetothyriales, Herpotrichiellaceae. The record is from RefSeq and is a predicted model, not a curated record. The transcript has 3 exons. The coding region runs from base 206 to 1504 and encodes 432 amino acids.
GUAAAGUCCACCUUGCGUCAAAUGCUUAGUAUAUUCAUAUCUUAGAGACCCGUCUCCAUGGCCACUGGUUGACGCCGGGCUUAAGAUCAGCUCCACCUCCGGCGCUCAGCGGCUGUCUCUCGACUGCCUUGCAGAUUUAUCUGGCUCAGCAGCGGUUACCGCAGGACAUUUCGCUACAUAGAUAUGGAAGCACCGACAGUGAAAUAUGGAAAUUAACAUGUCCCGACAUGGUAUCGAGAGUACCGCAAGCGACAAACCACCUGGCGUCCAUACCAGCGAUUCUGCAUACAACGGUGCCUUUCGAUCUCCAGAUGACUCGGUGGUCGAGGAACGCCAAAACCGGCGCAUGACCGGGCUCUCGGACGCAGAACUCAGUCAUCAAGUCUCUAUGGCGAUUCAUCUUGAGCCCCCACCUGUGGUCGUCAGACCUCCCAAGAUCAAAAACGAUGGCUUCAGUCAUCAUGCAUUUUCCUGGCUCUCCUGGAGUCGAAACGAGCAAAAGGACAGAUCCCGUUGCGCAAGAUCCACACGCCAUUCGUACUCGUACGAAGAGACUUUUCGGUUUCUCGGCCUCACCAUAUCGAAAGCUAUCACAUAUAAGACGUCCGAGAACGGGAUCGAUACCGCCAGGGCAACUACUCGCUUGGGAUGGCGGGGCACUGAAACCACGUGGUUAGAUGACAAGGUACCGAAAGCACGCCAAAGACUUCAGAAAUACUCCAGGAGCGAACCACUCGACCCAUCCACUGGUGCUCCAAGCCAGGAGACCGGUGCUACUGUGACGGACAUAGAAAGACAAAAAUCUCCCAAGGACUCAGGGCGUCCACGGACGAUACCGAGCGGAGCGCACCCGUGGCUUCAUGACUACUAUUACGUUGUAGUAGGGUUCAUGGGCGAUGAAAGUGUGCCCAAGGAAACACUGCGUCGUGUUGUGCAUACGGAGGGAUUGUUCCAGGAAAUCCGAAAAGCGCACAGGCACUUGCGCAAUCCAUUUCGUAGGGCGUUGUCACUCAAAGAAGUCUCUGGCUUCGGCAUCUACGAAUGCGACUCGAGCAAAGGCUAUCACAGAGAGGUGGAUCUGGAUAAAGAAACACACAGAGCGCUCGCGGAGCUCUGGCGAAAUUUCAGCGGCAACAAGCUCGAUUACGAGGGCCGUUGGCUGAUGUGGAUCCAUCAACAUUUCAACAAUGGAUCCAAGAACCCGGAAAUGGGCAGGUUGACCCUGGAGUUCAAACUUCGUUGGUCGGUCUACAAGGUCGUCUUCUGGGGAGUGGUGCCCAUCUUGCUAAGCUUGGCUGUUGGCUUCUGGUACAUGUUUUCAGAUCAUGGAGAAGUCGACGGUGUUGCAGUUGCAGAGGCCGCCUGGGUCAUUGCUACUUACAUUAUCACCACAUCAGCGUGUGAGUACACUCCUUUCCAAUGGACGCGCGGGGCAAUAUUUGACUCCGCAUACAUAGUACUCCUCGCCCUUCUCGCUGUUAUCACGCAGCUGGGCAAUAUCUGAGCUUGCAGUGGGAACUACAUGGACUUUGGGUCCACACGUUCGUUUUCUGAUGGCAGGAAUCAUGAAUGAGGCGGGUUUCUUUGGACACCUGCAACAGACGUACACGUCUUGGAGGCUGCGACGAUACCGAAGGCGCCUGACUGGUUGUAGGAUAUCUUAACCAGGAAGCAAUCCAGAGUCAAAUCUUUCUCUCGCCUAGACUUGGUGAUCCCAGGCGAACCAAUCGCCCUUCCGAUUGUCAUAGGCUAUCGGACAGCAGUCGUAAGGCUUCGGGCUUUCAAUGCCUCAACCUACUUGAGCACUGCGGCUAAGGACCGAGGAGUUUUAGCACAAAUCUAUCACGGAGGGAACGUCAGGACAGCGGACGUUUUUAGUAAGGUUG